AUGGCCUUUCUCCUGGUUGGACUUAUUGAUCCUGCUGGACGGCUUCGAUCGCACUUUUUGCUCGUCCCGCUCAAGUGCCGGGGUUGUCGCAGAGACUUUCUUUCGGCGCUUAGCUAUGCCCUUAUUUCAGGACUCAGGUACAUCUCGUCUACACCGCAUAGACCUGGCCUCUCUGCUGGCCCAGCGAUAGGUGAGGUUGGGGCACUCUCUACGAGCGGAAGGCAUGUACUGCACAACCGCGGCGUCACUUUAGUUUUCAUCCAGAGAGUGGGCAAGCUUUUGGUUCCGACCAGACUCUGGGCUAGUGCCCAAGGAUUCUCCUACUGUCGGGGCAAAUUUACGCCUGUCCUUGUCCCCGAGUCUGGUGGAGUAUUCCCGAAAAUGCGAUGUCUUGUUGUGGAUACAAUAUAA
Messenger RNA from Protopolystoma xenopodis, 411 nucleotides. The record is from the annotation of a GenBank genome assembly. Lineage: Eukaryota; Metazoa; Platyhelminthes; Monogenea; Polystomatidea; Polystomatidae.